Molecule: messenger RNA, 2784 nt
Organism: Pimephales promelas (fathead minnow)
Lineage: Eukaryota; Metazoa; Chordata; Actinopteri; Cypriniformes; Leuciscidae
Gene: poc1b
Product: POC1 centriolar protein B
Biological process (GO): cilium assembly
Cellular component (GO): centriole; ciliary basal body
Molecular function (GO): protein binding
Source: RefSeq, a predicted model, not a curated record
AGAAUGUAUUAAAUUAUUUUUCUGAUCUAACGUUUUGUAUUUUACCAGUAAUUUAUCUUUUUUUUUCUGAAGACAAUUGUUUACAAUGUUUGGCUUGUAUAUGCAACUACGUAACUCUACAGACAGUAUAAUCUUUGUGAAACAAGCUUGCACAUUUUAGUAUUAAUCCCAGCAAGCCUUCUGUUGCAUUAAUUUAGGAGGGUGGGUUAACGUGUUACAUUGGAGGUUUCCAUUGACUUCAAGCAGAGGUUUAUCUGUGUAAAUUAGUAUUUUGUCAGUCUUAAUAACGAUUCAUGUAUGUAAAUAAUUUAAUUGUAAAUCCAUAUUGCUCAUCUAGUCCCCCUGACUCGAUGAUUCGGAGCGUGAUUUGUUUGGUCUGGGGAAAACGCGGCUUGUUUGACAGAUGGGAAGUGGCUCAAAAUGAAGGAGUUUCACUUGUUUACUUGUAAAACAAAGAACAAUCUGCACCAAAUUUAAAAACUUUCUCGACGUUUUCCAGAACAAUGGCGUCUGUAAUGGAGGAUCCCACCCUUGAGAGACAUUUUAAAGGUCACAAAGAUGUUGUAUCCUGCGCUGAUUUCAGCCCCAAUAAUAAACAGCUGGCUACUGGAUCCUGUGACAAGAACCUUAUGAUCUGGAACCUCGCUCCAAAAGCAAGGGCGUUUAGGUUUGUGGGUCACACGGACAUCAUUACAGGUGUUCAUUUUUCUCCAAGCGGAUCUUUGGUGGCAUCUUCAUCCAGAGAUCAGACAGUUCGACUUUGGACACCCAGCAUAAAGGGCGAGUCAACUGUGUUCAAAGCACACACAGCGAGCGUUCGAAGCGUUCAUUUCUCCAGCGAUGGCCAAAGGCUGGUCACGGCCUCAGAUGACAAGUCUGUAAAAGUGUGGGGUGUCGAACGGAAGAAAUUCCUCUACUCUCUAAACCGCCACACCAACUGGGUACGCUGUGCGAGGUUUUCACCAGAUGGUCGUCUCGUUGCUUCCUGUGGCGAUGACAGGACGGUUCGCCUCUGGGAUACAUCCGCACGUCAGUGCAUAAACGUUUUCACAGACUACGGCGGGUCAGCGACAUUUGUGGACUUCAAUUCCAGUGGCACAUGCAUUGCAUCAUCGGGAGCGGACAACACAUUAAAAAUCUGGGAUAUUCGUACAAACAAGUUAAUACAACAUUACAGAGUUCAUAGCGCAGGGGUCAACGGCUUUUCCUUCCAUCCAUCCGGAAACUAUCUGAUCAGUGGUUCGAGUGACAAUACAAUGAAGAUCUUGGACCUGCUGGAGGGGAGGCUCAUUUACACCCUUCACGGCCACAAGGGUCCAGUGUUGGCUGUGACGUUUUCUCGAGAUGGAGAUCUGUUUGCUUCAGGAGGUGCUGACUCCCAGGUUCUAAUGUGGAAGACCAACUUUGAUUCACUGAACUACAGAGAGCUGUUGAGCAGGCAUAGCAAACGAGUCACUCCAGAUCCCCCUCCACACCUGAUGGACAUUUACCCUCGAUCGCCUCACCGACACUAUGCUCAAAAUGGCACAGUAGAGAUUAACCCCAUUGUUGCUGAUACUCAGUCUGGUGACCCUCAGGUGAUUGAAGUGGGGCGUGUUCUUUUCUCCGCAGCGGAUGUAAGGAGCCAUGAUAUUGGCACAAGCAGCAGAGGUCAGCACAUCUCAGGUAUUGACUCAGGUCCAGCUAGGACUCAUAAUCGACCCAAAGAUGGGGAGGAUGAAGAAGAAAGGUUUCCUGGUGGCAUGACAGCAUCUGCAGCCGAGCACUCUGGUAUCCCAUCAAACCUUACUAGCACUCUGGAGAACAUUGUACAGCAGUUGGACAUCCUGACCCAGACCGUUGCUGUCCUCGAGGAGCGUCUUACACUGACCGAAGACAAACUGAGGACAUGCCUGGACAACCAGGUCCUGCUUUUGCAACAGACCCAACAAGUGGACCGAUCUGACGAGGAAACCGAAGGAUCAUCUGUGUGAGGGAGACCCAGUGGUCCUCACUUCAAUGGCAUGACUUGCAGUUAUGAUGUUUAUGAAAGUCCACCAACCCCCUGGAAGAAAUCGGUUCACAAAGAGGAACAAAAGUAAGUCAACAGGAGAGAGGAAGUAAACAUCACGAGGGCAGGAAGUUGCACUGUAUCAUAUGAAAAGGAGGAGGUGGGGGCAGCAGUUAGUUUAAGAAAAGAGAAACCCUGGAGAUUCACAACACAAUCAGAUUGACCUUUCAUCCCAAGAGCACUAUGGGCUGCUCUUAGAGAUGGCGGGGGGGCAGAAGAGACCCUGAUGCGAGACAGAGACCCGGCAGAUAAAAGCGGAGCCGGUAUUGUCUAAACCUCACAGUCUAGUGGGCCUGUUGAGCGGCAGAAACUUCCAGCCCCACCCAGGAACUGAGGAGUGUGUGAGGCAAAAAACUGUCACUAAACCACAAGUCUACACACGCUAUCCCAAACAUUUCCCUAAAGGUAUUUGAAUGUAUUUGGAUAGAAACAUUGUAAUUCAUGCACGACUGCAAAUGGUCUGUAACGUGCAUCCGAAUGAAAAUAGCUGCAAAGUUCAAGAGUUUUGUAUGUUCCAACCACAGGGCUAUUUUGUGCUGCGCUUGCUUCUGACACACAAGAUAUCAUCAGUUCUGUGAUAAUAGCAGGAAGAACUGAGCGCUUAUCAGUUUGCAUGCCGGUUGCUGGAGCCGGAUGACCUGCAUGUGUCUGUUUAAAGGUUGACUUUAACUGUCUUGAUGGUUUGCACCAUUUCUUGUUGACAAACAUGACAGAUUGUUGUAUCAUAAGAUUUC